CGCCCCCCGCGCAUGGCCGCGCUGCCCCGCGUUCUGGGCGCCCGCGCCGCUGUCCGCCCGCUGCCCGCGUCGCGCGCCAUGGCCGGACGGCCCGAGGGUCCCGCGGCCCGCGCCGCCUACGACUUCCUGGUGAUCGGGGGCGGCUCGGGCGGGCUGGCGAGCGCGCGACGGGCGGCCGAGCUGGGCGCCAGGGCCGCCGUGGUGGAGAGCAGCAAGCUGGGCGGCACCUGCGUGAAUGUUGGAUGUGUGCCAAAAAAGGUAAUGUGGAAUACAGCUGUCCACUCUGAAUUCAUACACGAUCACGUCGAUUACGGCUUUCAGAACUGUGAGAGUAAAUUCAAUUGGCGAGUGAUAAAGGAAAAGAGAGACGCCUACGUGAGCCGCCUGAAUACCAUCUACCAAAACAACCUCACCAAGUCCCAUAUAGAUAUCAUUCACGGCCACGCUGCCUUCACCAGCGAUUCCAGGCCAACGAUCGAGGUCAACGGGGUCAAGUACACAGCCCCACAUAUCCUGAUCGCCACAGGUGGGGUGCCCUCACGCCCGCAGGAGAGCCAGAUCCCAGGGGCCAGCCUGGGGAUCACCAGCGAUGGAUUUUUCCAGCUGGAAGAGUUGCCAAGCCGCAGCGUCAUUGUCGGCGCAGGUUACAUUGCCGUGGAGAUCGCCGGGAUCCUUUCAGCUCUGGGUUCUAAGACAUCGUUAAUGAUACGGCACGAUAAGGUGCUUAGAAAUUUUGAUUCGUUGAUCAGUUCAAACUGCACCGAGGAGCUGGAGAAUGCCGGCAUCGAGGUCCUGAAGUUCUCCCAGGUCAAAGAAGUUAAAAAGACUUCUUCAGGCUUGGAGCUCUGUAUGGUCACUUCAGAACCUGGUCAGAAUCCCUCUGAGACCACAAUUCCCGACGUGGACUGCCUGCUCUGGGCCAUUGGACGCGACCCGAAUUCCAAGAGCCUGAAUUUAGAAAAAGUGGGGGUUCAGAUCGAUGAUAAAGGUCACAUCAUCGUAGAUGAGUUCCAGAACACUAGCAUAAAAGGCAUCUAUGCAGUGGGGGACGUGUGUGGAAAAGCCCUUCUUACUCCAGUUGCCAUCGCUGCUGGCCGGAAACUUGCCCAUCGGCUGUUUGAAUGCAAAAAGGAUUCCAAACUGGACUAUGACAACAUCCCCACCGUGGUCUUCAGCCACCCGCCAAUCGGGACGGUGGGCCUCACCGAAGAGGAGGCUGUUCAUAAAUAUGGACGAGAAAAUGUGAAGACCUAUUCAACCACCUUCACCCCAAUGUAUCAUGCCGUUACCAGGAGGAAAACAAAAUGUGUGAUGAAAAUGGUUUGUGCCUUCAAAGAGGAAAAGGUGAUUGGGAUCCAUAUGCAGGGAAUCGGCUGUGACGAGAUGCUGCAGGGCUUUGCCGUGGCCGUGAAAAUGGGCGCAACAAAAGCCGACUUUGACAACACUGUGGCCAUUCACCCCACGUCCUCGGAGGAGCUGGUCACCCUGCGCUGAGGGCCCCGAGACCGCCGAGCAACCACGCUCGUCCACUGUUUCCAUUUGGCGUGUUUCUUUCAUCUUCUGCUCGCAAAAAUGAUCGGUCAAUUAACGACUUAUUUCAUGUCCUCGGACACUCGUGAUUUUCAUUUGAUCGCAUUUCAUAGUAAUGGAAAAGGCUUUUUGUUUUCGAUGACCAGCGCUGGGCAAGGCAAGUUUGGUUUGUCUCAGCCACCUCCAAGGUCCGAGGAGGGCUGGAGACACGGCUCCACAGGUGGAGGACCUGCCUCCGUGCAGAGCAGGAGGCCUGCAGGGUCUGGACCCACACAGCCCCGGAGCGCUUAGGGAGCGACCCUGAGCACAAAUCCACAAGUGGCCUGUGAGUGUCACUGGGUGUGCCCCAGCUCCCCAAAAAAGAAAUUGUAUGAAGUACAAUGAAAUGAUUGUACUUGCAUAUAGCUUGCUGAUUGUUUUCAUAGAAGAAGAUGAUUGUAGCUUUUUAUAUUUAAAGAAUGCAAAUGCACAGCUUCUCUUUUUCAUUUUUAAAUCCAGUAAUGUGUUCUGCACAUCACAAGUAGCUACUUGUGGAUAGUCUUUUUUUUUUAAUUGAAGUAUCAUAAUUUGCAAUAGUGUUGAACUUGUUGUUUUAUAGUUGCAGAGUUUCAAGAUACCUCCCCAGAGCCCUCAAGGAUAGUCUUAAUGUGAAAGCAUGUGAUGAGGGGAGGCCUCCCUGAGCCAGAGUAGUCCCCAGUAUUGCUGGGUUUGGUGCCCCUUCUCCCCCCAGAAUAAAACCCCCCAACAUGUGUUAGGACCGGGAAUGCAGCUUAGCCAUAGAGUACUUGCCUUGCAUGUGUGAGCAUGCAAGAGUUUGACCCCUAUACUGGCCCCCAUCAUUUGUGACACUUUUAUGAGAUGAAGUUCAUCAAACUUAGAAAAGGUAUUCAGAAGCCGGUUGCAUCAGUGAGGGACAUUUGCGAAGUGAUCUGCUUUCAGAGUAAGACACACUCAGACUUCUUCCUGUUCAAUGAAUACUUCCAAUUAUUCAAUGUGCUGUUGAUGUUUUGUUUUGUUUUUUUCUGAAAACCACUUCUAAAAAUUCAAAAAUAAAAGCAAUCUUUUCUUCCUAUAAA
Sorex araneus (European shrew) is the source of this 2606-nucleotide messenger RNA. It is a transcript of the gene GSR, whose product is annotated as glutathione-disulfide reductase. The transcript has 13 exons. Gene Ontology annotation, molecular function: glutathione-disulfide reductase (NADPH) activity; NADP binding; flavin adenine dinucleotide binding. Lineage: Eukaryota; Metazoa; Chordata; Mammalia; Eulipotyphla; Soricidae. The coding region runs from base 13 to 1494 and encodes 493 amino acids. Gene Ontology annotation, biological process: cellular response to oxidative stress; glutathione metabolic process; cell redox homeostasis. Gene Ontology annotation, cellular component: cytosol; mitochondrion. The record is from RefSeq and is a predicted model, not a curated record.